Molecule: messenger RNA, 1864 nt
Organism: Corticium candelabrum
Lineage: Eukaryota; Metazoa; Porifera; Homoscleromorpha; Homosclerophorida; Plakinidae
Product: ETS-related transcription factor Elf-4-like
Exons: 9
Coding region: 181-1611 (476 amino acids)
Biological process (GO): regulation of transcription by RNA polymerase II; cell differentiation
Cellular component (GO): nucleus
Molecular function (GO): DNA-binding transcription factor activity, RNA polymerase II-specific; sequence-specific DNA binding
Source: RefSeq, a predicted model, not a curated record
UGGGAUAUCGCAACUAUCGCGCAUGAUCGCGCGGUCACUAGUCUACAAACACUAGUAGUAGGAUCGUCGGAAAUCUGGAUCCUGGAGGCUCGUCCAAAGCGGCUACGUAGUGGGUCCGACUCCUAGUUGUCCACAGUAUACGUCCUGUCUCUAAGGUGUUGUCUAUUGAGUAGGAGCUUCAUGCAGGACUGUCUUAUGUUGAGUGCUGAGUCAGCGUAUCAUCCCACUUCAUUCAUGGAGAUGAUGGAUCCUGGUUUUAGCACCAUCGAAAUGCAGGAUGCGACAACAUCAAUGGGCCUGGACUUUGCUAAUAGUCAAUCAUUGGCUACAAAUUAUUUUGAAGGAGUGACUGUUGAUUCUCAGGAAGAUGCAAUCGAUGAGCUACUUUUUCAACACGGGAUGCAGAUGAACUAUCCUCGCCCUACCUACAAGCAGGAAUAUUUAGCAAGCACAUGUUCACAACAUGAUUUUCAAAUCUACCAGUUAGAGUUACCACACAGAGCUGUGACUGGCUCAACGUCAUCUGUAUGUUCUAGACUAAGUUCGACAAGAUCUUCACCAGACACUCUAGUAAAUUCUUUUGCCCCUGAGGUGGAUCUGUUUGACUUGAAUGUGCCAGGACCAUUUAGUUCUAAAUCAAUAGACUCUCUACAGUCAUAUACAGACUCUUUGCCUCUACCGUCAGCCUCACCUCCGUUUUCCUAUCUGAUAGAUCCAGUCUGUAAUUUCACAAGGAGUGUGUCAGCUGGUGUUGACGCACUUGACAACAGUAAUCUGAAAAUACAAAACAUUGCAUUGCAACAAACCGAAAGGUUGAUACAACUUGGCAAGCAACGGUAUAAGGAAAUGUCUGCAGUAAACUCAUCAAAGGAAGAUUCAAAACAACCAGUAUAUAUAGCAGUAGCAACUUCAGCUGUAAGCCAUCAACCACCAUCAAACCAAGCAAAGGAAAAAGAGAAAAGGGCGACUAGUGAACACUCUGACAAAGACACGGUGGCUGAUGCAAAAACACUAGUCAAGAACAAGAAGGCAAUAACAGAACCAGCCAGCAAUGAACACAAACCUGCUGCAAAAGGUUACAUGUUUCGACCUCGAGUAGAUGAUGAGAGCAGAAAGCAAAUCAUCGAUGAAGAGUACACAGAUGUGGAAUCGCCUUCAAGCGAGAGUGAGGCAACAAGUGAGGAAGAGGAAGAGGGCAGUGACAAUGACCCAUACUGGCCAAAGUCAGAAAGAAAUGGCCAGCGUGGACAUGGUUGCGGCGCAGGAGCAAGACUGGGCAAUACUGCACAUUCUCCGCAACUCUGGGAGUUCUUACUAAUGGUGCUUGACGACACAAGUAAGAAGAGCGUCAUGGCAUGGAAGGACAAGGGAGACGGAGUAUUCAAGAUCUACAAUUCAGGUUCUGCAGCAAAGCUGUGGGGCAAACACAAGAACAAAGGAAAUAUGAACUAUGACAAGAUGAGCCGGGCCAUGCGCUACUACUAUGGCAAGGGAAUCUUCGAAAAAGUGCCAGGAAGACUUGUCUACAAGUUUUCGCAGCAAGCCAGAGAGAAAUACGCCAACAACAAAGCUAACCUCCUGUACAACCGUUCUAUACCCCAAAUGACAUAGACUGAUCCUGCGUGCAGGAGGUCACUAAAAACUGCAUCAUUCUUAGUUGCACAAUGAACAAAUCUUAAUUGUUAUCAGUACAGUAUCGUACGGAUUGGGAUAAGAUAUUGUUUACAUGCACGCUGCGCAUCUUUGUUGCCUAUUUUAUGUAUUAUGAAAGGAACUGUCUCUAGAAGACAUGCACCCAGUGUGUAGUAGGUGUAUUUGUACAUGUAUACAUAUACAAUUGUGAAUAUAUUGCUGGUAGAUAUCA